Messenger RNA from Numida meleagris (helmeted guineafowl), 2046 nucleotides. RefSeq names its product ceramide-1-phosphate transfer protein (gene CPTP). Gene Ontology annotation, biological process: intermembrane lipid transfer; ceramide transport. Lineage: Eukaryota; Metazoa; Chordata; Aves; Galliformes; Numididae. The transcript is spliced from 2 exons. The record is from RefSeq and is a predicted model, not a curated record. Gene Ontology annotation, cellular component: membrane; cytosol; cytoplasm. Bases 36 to 680 code for a protein of 214 amino acids. Gene Ontology annotation, molecular function: ceramide 1-phosphate binding; ceramide 1-phosphate transfer activity.
CGGCCCGCGCAUGCGCGGCGCCUCCCGCCGGCAAGAUGGCGGCGGCGCCGGGCCCGUUCUGCUUGCGGGAGGUGCUGGCCGCCUUCCAGGCGUGCGUGACGGAGCGGCGCGAGGUGCUGCUGGGCCCCUACCUCCGCGGCUGGCGGGGGCUCGUGCGCUUCCUGAACGGCCUGGGCGCCAUCUUCUCCUUCAUCUCCAAGGACGCGGUGGCCAAAAUCCAGAUCAUGGAGAGCUACUGCGGCGGGGAGCGGCGGGAGGAAUACCGCACGCUGCAGUCCAUGGUGCACUACGAGCUGAGCGGGGGGCUGGUGGAUCUGCAGCGGCGCUCGGCCCACCCCGACUCGGGCUGCAGGACCGUCCUGCGGCUGCACCGAGCCCUGCGCUGGCUGCAGCUCUUCCUCGAGGGGCUGCGCACCGCCCGGCAGGACGCCAGCACCUCGGCCAUCUGCACGGACAGCUACAACGCCUCGCUGGCCGCCUACCACCCCUGGAUCGUCCGCAAGGCCGCCACCGUGGCCUUCUGCGCUCUGCCCUCCCGCGACGCCUUCCUGGAGGUGAUGAACGUGGGCGGCCCCGAGGAGGCCGUGCAGAUGCUGGGCGACGCUCUGCCGCACAUCCGCGAUGUGUACGGCAUCACCCAGGAGCUGUACGCGCAGCACCGCCUGCUCGACCUGCCCUGAGCGCCUGCACCGUGUUCUUUUCCCUUCCCCGGACCCGCAGGGAGCUGGCGGAGCUCAGCCGUGGUCCAAAAAGAAAAUGCACUAAGAAAUACACACCUUACUGUAUCUAUAUCGUCACCUCAGCUCUGCAGGGAGGAAAAGUGUCCACAAGCACGCCCGAGGGAGUGCCUCUCUCUCCCCCAGGCUCCAAUGCGAGGCUUUGGGGUCUUGCUAAGCCAAACUGCAACUUCAGCACUUCUGUGCACUUACACCCCUAAAAAGGUGACAGCACCAAAGGCUGUAGGUAACUCCCUUACAGGCUAUCUCAACACCUUUACCUUAAGCUCACUGGGCCACUUUGUUUACAAGCUGUUCCCUUGGACCUGCUGCUGCUUUCUCCCCCAACUCUGCUUUAGCCCUGAAAAUAGAAUCCUGAGUAACACUGUCUGAAAAGAACCGCUUUUCCUUGUAGCCACUAAGAGACUGCUCCUUCCCAUAGGGAACUGUUCGGCAGGACUUUGCUCGUUGUUUCUUCUGUCCUUUCUGCAUCCUGGGACGCGGACCAGUUCUUCCUGUGCCCUGCACAGCACUACAUACCCAGCUAAGGCAGCUGACUGCACUUUCUCAGUCUUGCUUCUGAAUAGUAUUCUUGUGAUUUGUUAUUUAUUUUUAAUGUCUGUGUCAAAUGCCUACCAGAGUAACAUCUCUUAACUACAAUCACUGCAUAUAACAGCCAGUAUCUCUAUAUAUGAAGUAUGUAAAAUUGAGUUUACUUAGCUUUUUUAGAGCUGAAAAAGCACAACCCUGUUACUUCAGGAAGACGUGAGUGCCUGGGGGUGAAUCCCACAGACCAUCACAUUUUGGUUUCCUCUCAACUAAGAGUCACUUUGGCCUAAAGUAACACUGCAAGAUUCAGGCAAUCACUAUUACCUCAUUGGGAUCAGUCAGCUGGGCACUACAUUAUGUGAUUAACGUGCUGCUGGAGAGUAUCCUUUACAGGAAUGCUUUCCUUUUUUGUGGUGUUGGAAGCAAGAUGAGUUACAGUGUCACCUGUUCAUCUCUGUCCUUCACCAGCAGUCUCCCAUUCACUGACCCAGUGAUCAGGUGUGAAACCAAUGUCAGGAGUAACCCAGGAGGAGUACUAAGAAUUUGCUUGUACAUCCUAAAUGGGGGUAUUGCUGCUAUGCUGUGAAGACACAAAUAUUCUCAAUUCUGCCAAAGCCACUUUAAAAGGAUCACACAGUUCCAUAGAAUAAAUCCAUGUAUUAAAAUGGAGCAGUUCCAUGAUAUAAGCUACAAAAUAUCUCCCGCUGCGCUCGCUCUGUGAUACAGAUAGUGCUGGUAUCUCAGCUGUUUAAGUGUAUUAAAUGCCUUAAAUUAUGUCAAA